AUGAGCUCCUAUUUUGUCAACUCCCUCUUCUCCAAGUACAAAACCGGGGACUCCUUGCGCCCCAACUUCUAUGAUUGUGGGUUCGCCCAGGAGCUCGGAGGGAGACCGACAGUGGUGUACGGGCCGAGCACGGGGGGCACCUUUCAGCACCCCACCCAGAUCCAGGAGUUCUACCACGGGGCAUCUUCUCUCUCCAGCUCCCCUUACCAACAGAAUCCCUGCGCCGUAACGUGCCACGGGGACCCCGGGAACUUCUACGGCUAUGACCCGUUGCAGAGACAAAGCCUCUUCAGCGCCCAGGAAUCCGACCUGGUGCAGUAUCCGGACUGCAAGCUCGCCUCCACCGGCCUGGGAGAAGACGCGGACAAUUCCGAGCAGAGCCCUUCUCCCACACAGCUCUUCCCCUGGAUGAGACCGCAAGCAGCCGCUGGACGGAGGAGAGGCAGGCAGACGUACAGCCGCUACCAGACCUUGGAGCUGGAGAAAGAAUUCCUUUUUAAUCCGUACCUGACCCGCAAGCGGAGAAUCGAAGUGUCGCACGCUCUGGGACUGACCGAAAGGCAAGUGAAAAUCUGGUUUCAGAACCGGAGGAUGAAGUGGAAAAAGGAAAACAACAAAGAUAAGUUUCCGAGCAGCAAAUGCGAACAGGAAGAAUUGGAGAAACAGAAAAUGGAAAGGGCGCAGGAGGUGGAAGAGGGCGGAGAAGCACAGACGGGGGACAAGAAGUAAGAGCUGGAAGACUGGACAGGCAAGCCCCAGAAAGCCCCUCGUCCUUCCAUUCAUGCCAGCUAAUGUGAGAGGUGAUGGGGUGGGGGAUAAACAGUGCUUAGGGGAGGGGAAUCUCCCCUUUCAUUGCUGUAAAACACUAUAGCUGUGAGCGUCUUCUUCUCCUGAUUGUCCUUUGAUACAUACAAUGAACUAUAUCUAUAUUUAAAAAAAAGAGAGCUUUUGGGGUCUUUUUAGCCUUGUUGUUAUUUUUCGUUUCCUUGCCAGUUAAGAAUUAGUAAUAGUGUAAUGCAAUAGCUUCUGUUAACCAUGACUGUGAACAUUAUUUCUCCCUCUCUCACCCUCUCUCCCUUCCUCCCCCCUCUCUUUCCUGCCUCGUGCCCCCUCACUAAUUGGGGUGAGGGCACACUCUCAGUGCUGUAGAAAUUAUGUGAAAAUUAUAUACUGCACUUUUGAAGACUCUCUCUCACCUCCCUCUUUUCCCCUCUCUCCUUCACUCUGUCUCUCUCUCUUUCUCUCUCUCAAAUAUAGAAAAUAUGUGAAAAUCAUACAUAGUGCACUUU
Hemicordylus capensis (graceful crag lizard) is the source of this 1289-nucleotide messenger RNA. RefSeq names its product homeobox B8 (gene HOXB8). NCBI's taxonomy places the organism in Eukaryota, Metazoa, Chordata, Lepidosauria, Squamata, Cordylidae. The transcript is spliced from 2 exons. Gene Ontology annotation, cellular component: nucleus. Gene Ontology annotation, biological process: regulation of transcription by RNA polymerase II. The record is from RefSeq and is a predicted model, not a curated record. Gene Ontology annotation, molecular function: RNA polymerase II transcription regulatory region sequence-specific DNA binding; DNA-binding transcription factor activity, RNA polymerase II-specific. Bases 1 to 729 code for a protein of 242 amino acids.